GGGAGGAACGCACGAGGUUGUGCGAGGGGACGGAGCACCCCCGAGAGAGCGGGGUGGCCUGGCUGGGACCCCACACUCGGCCCCUCCGCCCGCCCCUCCCCCCGGUCUCCCGGGUCCUGCGCCGCAAUAGGGGGCGGGGUCUCCGUGGGCCCAGGGAGCCGUCACGUGACCGCUUCCCGCCGCAGCCCCCUUGGAAGCUGCUAGGCGGAAGCAGACGUUCAGACCCGGGCUGGGCGGCACUGAGUCCACAUCCGGGAGAGGCGAGGCGAGCGGAAGUGGCGUUGGUCUGGACGGAGCCCUUGGGUGAAACUGUUAGGCGUGGAGAGGGAGUGAUGUCUUCCACACUCGGUGCAGUCCCCGCCACUCCGGGACCCACGUCCUUUAAGCAGCAGAGGAGCGCCAGAAUCGUGGGAGCAAAGAAUAGCAGGACCCAGUGCUCCCCCAUAAAGGAUAACAGUUUCCAGUACACCAUCCCUCAUGAUGACUCCUUAAGUGGUUCAUCUGCCUCUUCGUGUGAACAAGUGAAUGAUUUUCCAGCAUCCUUCCGAAAAUCUUCAUACUGGAGGAAGAUGAGGCGGAUCAAGCAAGCCGCUUCUCCACCCAUUGAAGAGUCAGGUGGAGUGCUGGCCAAAGGGAAGAGGAAACUCAAGCAGGAAGACGACGAAGACUAUGGGGAAUUUCCACAGAAGAAGCAUAAACUUUAUGGGAGGAAGCAACGGCCUAAGACUCAGCCUGCUCCGAAACCCCAGGCACGGCGUAUACCGAAGGAGCCGCCAGUUUAUGCAGCAGGCAGUUUGGAGGAACAGUGGUACUUAGAAAUUGUGGAGAAAGGCAGUGUUUCCUGUCCUACCUGCCAGGCAGUGGGGAGGAAGACCAUAGAGGGUUUGAAGAAACACAUGGAAAACUGCAAACAGGAAAAGUUUACGUGUCAUCACUGUGGGAAACAGCUUCGUUCCUUGGCAGGGAUGAAGUAUCAUGUCAUGGCGAAUCAUAAUUUGCCCAUUUUGAAAGCUGGAGAUGAAAUUGAUGAGCCGAGGGAGAGGGAACGGCUCCGGAAAGUUCUGAAGAGACUGGGAAAGCUCAGGUGCUCGCGAGAGAGUUGCUCCAGUACCUUUACCAGCAUCAUGGGAUAUGUGUACCAUGUUAGAAAGUGUGGCAAAGCGGCUGCAGAGCUGGAGAAGAUGACCUUAAAAUGUCACCACUGUGGAAAACCGUACAGGUCAAAGGCUGGCCUCGCGUAUCACCUGAGGUCAGAGCAUGCUCCUAUCUCCUUCUUUCCAGAGUCAGGACAGACAGAGUGCUUAAAGGAGAUGGGCCUGGAAGCCAAGAGUGGGGGCCGAGUUCAGAGACGUUCUGCCAAGAUUGCUGUGUACCACCUGCAGGAGCUGGCCUCUGUGGAGCUGGCGAAGGAGUGGCCUAAGAGGAAGGUGCUGCAGGACCUGGUGCCUGAUGAUCGGAAGUUAAAAUAUACUCGUCCUGGGCUCCCAACUUUCAGCCAGGAAGUGCUACACAAGUGGAAGACAGAUGUCAAGAAGUAUCAUCGCAUUCAGUGCCCUAACCAGGGUUGUGAGGCUGUCUACAGUAGCGUGUCUGGCCUUAAAGCUCACCUGGGCUCUUGUACAUUGGGAACCUUCGUGGCUGGAAAAUACCAGUGUCUUCUAUGCCAGAAAGAAUUUGUGUCAGAGAGUGGUGUCAAGUAUCACAUCAACUCCGUCCAUGCUGAGGACUGGUUCGUUGUAAACCCAACAACAACAAAAAGCUUUGAGAAGCUGAUGAAGAUAAAGCAGAAGCAGCAAGAGGAAGAAAAGCGGAGGCAGCAGCACCGCAGCAGCAGGUCCCUCCGGAGGCGGCAGCAGGCCGGCAGCGAGCUUCCCGAGGCCCAGCUGAGCCUUAGAGCAGGGAAGGAGCAGAGGAGGAGUAACGAGGAACUGGCCGCGUGGACCUCCUGCAAGGAGGCAGAGCAGGAGCCUGGUGCAGCCCAGUUCCAGAAAGCAAAGCCCCCAAAGACCAAUCACAAACGAGGAAGAAAAUAGGCAGUCAGUGAAAGCACUCCUAGGAGGCGGAGGUGACGGUGACGCGUGGCCAGGGGACCUGUGCGGGAGGCUGAGUCUGGGUCGUGGGGCUGAGUGAAGGUGCUUGCAGCUGUCAGCUGUCCUGCAAGGCUGUGACUUCCUCAGCUCCUCCCUCCUGUGUAAAUUUCACUGUCUUCCCUACUCACUCACUCUCAUUCCUUCCCCAGACCCCUGUAGCAGGAUUUUCUACUAUUCAUAGGAGUCCUCCUGUUCUUCUCUUCUCUUGCCCAAAGAGAUCCCUCUUAAGGCCAACUGUAGGCCCCUCUUGCCUUGUACAAGACUAAGAAUGGUGUUUAUUGUCCUUUUCUUCCUGAGGUUUGAAUGUUCUUGGAAGCUCCAUUGAUUUAGUAGCCACUAGACUGUGUAACUUAUAAAUAAUUUCAAACUACUUUUUAAAAAAACCAUUAUUGGUUUAUCAUUUUGUAUUUGUAAUACAUGCAGCCUUGAAGCUAGAACUGUUGUUGGUUACUUAAUAGUGUUACCCCGAAUCCUUGGGAAGCAAAACCUUGCAGAGGCUGUUUGUCCUCAGUGUGAUUUUAGGAUCAAAAGAGAAAAAAAGAUAGCAUGAAAAAGCUAGAACCUCCCUACGCCGGUUAACCUGGGAGGUGCUUUGUCUGUACCAAGUAGCAAUGAUUAACUAGACCCAAUAGGCGUUAAAGCAGUCUGAGGAAUAAUGUGUCCCAAAUGCUAAAAUGACUGGAAAGGAAAAGGUAGAUGCAGUAAUACAAGCAGCCCAUCUUUCCUGGGACCCAAAGCCUCGUAUGUUGCUGUGAUCAGGGCCCUCCUAAAAUCUGCUUCUGCCUUGGUUUUAAAUGUUGUGAAUGUCACUGUGCCCCUGGCGUUUUGAGACAGCGCCGAGGUGCACCUGGCAAUGCCAGUAGAUUGGAAUCCAAGGCGCACCUUCUUCCCCUGGACUUCACCUCACUUGUUGAUCCACACCUUGCCACGUUCACACCGGCCCUUUACCUAUCUCUGUCUGUCUGAGUUUUCUGAGAAUAUUGUCCUGUUCUCUUUUGUAUAUGGAGUUCUGUCUUCUUUAUAGUCUAAUGAGACUUUGACACCAGAUGGGGAUGUCUGGAGUUGGAAAGAAAACAUCUUCAUCUGUCCUCCUGCCUACAUGGUAAUGCUUCAUGGGCUCUUUCCCUGGGAGGGUGGCUUUUUCUGGAGCAGUGUUUAGAGCAGUCUAGUCGUGUUUAUAAGUUCUCUUUCUGCGUAAAUAUUGGUCUUAAAUGUUCUCACUGGUUUUGUGGCGUAUGUAACUUAAAAAUUAACCUUGCUAUGUGCAAACACUAAUCCGAAAGGCUGAGGCCACCUUAGCCCCUCUAUUCUCUGCUCCUCUGAAUAGCUUUAACAUGUGGGCUUUUGUGAAGACCACAUUCAGACCUGAGUUAGAGACUGCCAGAACAGGUAGGAAGCGGAGGAAGGGGUGCACACACUGCGUCUUCAUUGGCAGCUGAGCCCUUAAAGACAUUUCAGCAGAGGAGGUUGUCAGGGAGGAGAAAUGGAGAAACUGUAACUUUCUGGUGAGUAGGAGAUGGGGUAUGUUUGGAAAUGACAAAAGAAAUAAAUGACUCGCACUUAGAA
This is a messenger RNA of Cavia porcellus (domestic guinea pig), 3656 nucleotides long. RefSeq names its product zinc finger protein 512 (gene Znf512). The record is from RefSeq and is a predicted model, not a curated record. The coding region runs from base 333 to 2033 and encodes 566 amino acids. Gene Ontology annotation, molecular function: zinc ion binding. The transcript is spliced from 14 exons. NCBI's taxonomy places the organism in Eukaryota, Metazoa, Chordata, Mammalia, Rodentia, Caviidae.